AUGACUAUUAUUUUCGAAGAUCAACUCGAUCGAUUGGACAAACUGACAGGAGGAGAAAUAUCAGAGAUCUCCAAAGCCCGCGCCGAAGUGCUUGAACCUGCCUUUGAUUCAUACCUCAAAUCUGUCAACCUUCGCGAAAAUGCACCUCCGCCAUCUCUUUUGCAGCUCGUUGCGUCCUCCGACAUCGCGGUCCAACUGUCGCGCUGCAAAAAGUCAGGGGCCGCGACCGACUUGGCCAUCACCAGAAAGUCGGAUGCACUUGACGACAACUUCAUGGGCUACUGUGAAGAAUAUAAAUGUGUGAUAUUCAAAGGCGAGGCGGGACUCCUUGACAAUUUCUUAGACGUUGUCGAGUCAGCUGCCGCGAAGCUUGAAAUCAACAACACAACAGCUGUCUUGAAGGCUCCUGAUCAGAUUCGCAUUCCUUUUGGGGGUCUGGAAUAUGGACUCAAAUAUGAAGAGUUUGUCGAUCGUGUUGAAGUGCUCCAGUGCGCUAUGUGGAUUAGAACUUCACCAAGUGAUUCACGAACUCCCCCGCCCAGUACUCCUGAAUAUGUACCAGAGUCACCCGAUGCUCUCAUGGCAUUCAAGGCCAGUCUCGAAGACCAAGAUGUGCCUACCCGGAGCUUAAGUGACAGCGACAGUCCUUUGUCUUCCUGUGGAUCAUCUAUAUCUACACCUCCUCUUCUCGAAGAUUCAGGUUCAGAUUCUUCGCACGAUUCGAGUGAACUAUCUGACCCACCAGCGGUCAUCUACACACCACCAUGGCUUAGAAAUAUCGAUGAAUAG
This is a messenger RNA of Fusarium venenatum, 789 nucleotides long. The record is from RefSeq and is a predicted model, not a curated record. Lineage: Eukaryota; Fungi; Ascomycota; Sordariomycetes; Hypocreales; Nectriaceae.